This is a messenger RNA of Hyaloscypha bicolor E, 1300 nucleotides long. Its product is annotated as putative DnaJ like protein subfamily B member 11. The coding region runs from base 101 to 970 and encodes 289 amino acids. The transcript is spliced from 4 exons. Gene Ontology annotation, cellular component: cytoplasm; nucleus. The record is from RefSeq and is a predicted model, not a curated record. Gene Ontology annotation, molecular function: heat shock protein binding. Lineage: Eukaryota; Fungi; Ascomycota; Leotiomycetes; Helotiales; Hyaloscyphaceae.
ACCGAGGGUCCUCCCACGCUCCUUAUAUUUGUAUUAUACCCUCACUAUGUUCCUUUCUUCUCCUAGCACUUGCCCUUUCUAAUGCCUCUAUCGUAUCGCCAUGUCCGAUGACGUGAAUCAGACAGAGGGCUCCUUCAUCGAACAGAAAGAUGACAUAAUCCAAGACGUUCUGGAAGAAGAAGAUCUGUAUAAAAUUUUAGGCGCUGCGAGGAAUGCUUCCGCAGCGGAAUUGCGACGAUGUUAUCUCGAAAGAUCAAAAAUAUGCCACCCAGAUAAACCUCCUUUUCAUCCAUUGUCCACCAGUGCCUUCCAGAGACUCGGCUUCGCGUUCGAUAUCCUCAAAUCCCCCAGCACCCGACGAACCUAUGACCGAGCUUCUAAACCCACCUCUUCCCAAUUACCAGACAAAACCACCUUCCUCGGCGGCGAACAUACCUUCCGCAGCGCCGUCGAAGCCAUCCUCCACGAGUUCAUGACCGGAGAUUUCGUGAUCGUGCGACGAUGGCUAGAAUCACUACACGCACAGUACCCCCACCUUGUCAGCGAAGAAGUAGUCAUCAAUGUCGAACGCUCGUUCAUCCGAAUACGCGAAUUGGUACUAACGACGAGGACAUAUGCGCUUUUGGUAUACAUUGAAUUGGGGCGGAUACAUCGGGUGCAGAAACGGUUGAUGGGCUUAGGAUAUUUUGAUGUUGUGGGGAGGGCGAGACUUACAAUUCAUCUUGUGAGGGUUACCUUGGCGGUGCCGAUGAGGGUUGAUCGUGCCCUCAAGCAGAGAGAGGAGAAAGCCUGGAGAGCAAAAUGCGCCGGUUUACAAGCUAGAGGCAUCACGCCAACUGAAACCAUGGGAAGAGCAGGGAUUCUUAAUGAGCGGAUGAGCAAGGUUUUGGAGUUUAUUGUUGGGGCUGCUGGGAAGGAUGAAGGCGCCGAUGAGGCGUGGAGUACAAAAAUGGGUUCUGGAGUUUCGUGAUUUAAUGUCUUGGAUUUCUUGCGUCGAUUUAGCGGCAUUGCCCCCUGGCGUUUUGGUUCAAUGACGAUCUUUGGUCAUGAUAUACCACGUCCUUUUUCCCCCGUUUAUUGGAAAGUUUUGAAGAGAUAAGUCAGAGCCAAGAUCUUUUGCUGGCUUCUGUCAACAACUAUUAGAGAACCCAUCUGAAUUUGAACUCGCACUAAAGUGCCAAGGAGUAUAUCUUCAGCGUUACAAUUUUACUCCCUGCUUUCACAGCGAGCGGUAUACUACGCGCCAAGCCCAAAGACCGUCCACCAUGUCGUUAGACGACUUGCGCUUGCGCAUUCUCAC